UAUCACAUCUGAACGGAUCAGGAUGCGGUUCGUCGGUUGUGCUCUUUUGGCUUUCACUUGCCUGGCGGCGUUUCCAAGUGCCACGCCCGUUCUAUUGGCUCCAAUUCGACCCUAUAACCAAAAUGGAACCCUGGUUCCCCAGACUAACUUUGCCCUAGAGCUAAGAGGAGUGAUUCGUCAGAUACCAAAGGGUCAGAUCGAGAAACUAAUUCAGACCUACCUCCUCAAUGAUAUCGAGUUCCAGGGUCUGAUCAGGACAAUCAACUCUUUGCCGGCUUAUAGAUUAUAUAGGCAGUUUGCCAACCAACCAGAAGUGCGACAACUGCAGCAGUGGAUCUCGCAACAGCUGAUUCUGUCCGGUGGUUCCCCCAAGAUUUUCGAGUACCUGGAACUGGAGAUCAAGAUCUUCAAUAAGUACCCCUACUGGUCGCAGAUUGUGAACGGAAUCCGCGGAUUCCAGUCGGAGUUCGUACAGAUCUACCCAGUGCAACUCAUUCGAAGUCUCCUGGAACCCAGUGCCAGCCAAACCAGUCCUCUGCUGUCCGAACUUUGGCGUCGUCUGGUGGCCUUGCGUCCGGUUUACGAAAGGGUUUUGGCCACUCCCCCCGGCAAGGUCAUCACGGCCGAACUCCAGCGACUGGGCGUGGAUGUGGGUGGUGUGGACGCCCUGAUUCGGUAUCAAUUCGGAUGGAGCAACGUCACUGUGGGCAACUCCUAUCCCAACUACGAUGAUUACCUAUACUAGAGAUCUAUUACGGAACUGGACGUGGAGAAUGGACCUACUUUAAUUACCCUUCAAGUAUUACCAAUGGAAUUUCCGAGGAUCAUAAGUUAAAUCAUAUUCAGUUUAAUAAGUGUUUAAUAAGUUUUCUAAGCAACUAUAUAUCGAUUUGAAAUACAUAUCUAUACGUGGAAGAACAUUA
Molecule: messenger RNA, 923 nt
Organism: Drosophila subpulchrella
Lineage: Eukaryota; Metazoa; Arthropoda; Insecta; Diptera; Drosophilidae
Exons: 1
Coding region: 23-745 (240 amino acids)
Source: RefSeq, a predicted model, not a curated record